CUGUAAGCUGACUGAAAAUUAUUCACUUGGUUUUUGUCAUGUCCUUUUGUAACUUAUAAAUAUGAAGGGACAAGUUGUGCUGCAGGUAAUUUUGUUGUGUUGUGUGGCAUGGGCAGUGCUGGAUGGCACCAUGGCUAAUGGAGGGCAAACUGGUCUAAGACUGAAGAAAGUGAGGCAGCCAUCAGGUUUUAUGCUUAGAGAGAGUGCUUUCUAUAAGGUCAUGAUAAAAGACAAAAAAAUGCAAAACUACAAAGUCAAACACCCUGCCAGCCUAAGCCAAACCAAGAGGGCAAUAGGGAACCAGGCCAGAAGCAUUCAAGGUGUGGUGGGUAGCUCUAUCCAGAGGGACGGUGCUGUGCCUGGAGCACGGGCAGCCCUAUCACGCAUGCCAACCUCUGCUGGUUCUCCCAACCUGCUGGCCACAUUUGCAGGGAAAAAUCGGUUACUGGUUAUUUCAGCACCUCAUAAAUCAGAUGGCUACUAUAGACUGAUGAUGAGCCUGCUCAAACCAAAUGUCUACUGUGAGCUGGCUGAGAGACAUGUCCAUCAGAUUGUAAUGUUUCACCAGGAGGGCGAGAUGGGUGGAAAAGUGAGACGCAUUACCAAUGUGGGCAAGGUGAUGGAGGAGCCUCUGGAUGUAGCCCUCAUUCCCCGACUCAUGAACUUCCUUAAGUUGGAGAAAGGUAAGUUUGGCAUGGUGCUUCUAAAAAAGACACUACAGGUAGAGGAACGCUACCCAUACCCAGUAAGGCUGGAGGCCAUGUAUGAGGUUUUAGACCAGUCACCAAUGCGGAAGAUGGAAAAGGCCAGACAGAAGGGGUUUAUUCAGAAGUGUAAGGAUGCAGGGGAGGAGGGUCAGGUGGUUGAGGGCAUCCCCAUCACUGGCACCCAGGUGGACCCACCUAUUUUAUGGCCAGAGAGAAAAAAGGAAUCCAACAGAAGACUCACCACUAUAACAACUACAGUCAGACUUCUUACUACCACAAGUACAACCACUCACCCCACAACAACUACCCGACAUAUCACAACCUCCACACCUACUACCACUGCUCAGAGGACAGCAAAACCUCACACAACCCCACAGUUGCUUCCCAAUGCCAAAGCUACAACCAAAAAUCAUCAUUACAACUUUAAGGACCACAGCAAAGCUCAAAAAAACAUUGUCCAACCUACCACUUCUUUCUUUCAUUACACCAAAGCAUACAAUGGAAAAAAUUCUGACAAUCGCACUGACCGAAAAGACAACGCUCGUAAACAGCCUGGCAUUGGGUCUAACAUAAACAAGCCAAACAAAUCUAAUCCUCCCUCAAAAAAGAAUGGUGGUGAUGAAUUGAGUAAUACAUAUGAGAAUAAGCAGGGUGUAGGCAAACCUACAGAUGCCUACCCUAAUAAGAAAGAAGUUGAAGGGGUUUCCACCAAUAAAGGAAAGGUCAAGCCAGAUAAAACGGAGAAGAAGAAAAAGGAUGAAACAGAUAAGCCACCAAAGAAGGACAAAUCUGAAAGUAGAGCUAAGGAGGAGAAAAACAGGAAGAAGGGAAAGAAAGAUAAAAAAGAAAAAAAGGAAACCCAAAAGCCAAAGAAACCACCACUUGUGAAAACAGCUUUGGAAACUUUCUUAGAAUAUUUUGAAAACAGAAGACGGCUGAUUCUGAUCACAGCUCCAACUGAAGAGAAUAAAAUGUAUGUGCAACAAAGGGAUGAGUACUUGGAACAUGUGUGUGAGAUGGCCAUCAGGAAGGUCUCCAUCAUCACCAUUUUUGGCACCUUGACCAACAGUACCAUGAAAAUUGACCAUUACCAGCUUGACGAUGACAGGCCUAUGAAUGGUCUCCGGGAGGAAGAUCUGGUAAACCAAGACCUUAUCACAGAGCUAAGAAAAGAGUUUGGGAUGACCUCUAAUAACUUCUAUAUGGUUCUUACUGAUUUAGACAUUAAAUGGAAGCAAUUUUAUGAGGUUCCAAUUGCCAUGAAAGCUGUAUUUGGGUACAUCGACACAUUCUCUUCCCGUAUCCGAGAAAUGGACCAGCAAAAGCGAGAUGGAGUGACCUGUAAAAAAGAAAAACCACGAUCACUGGAGAAUUUUUUGUCCAGGUUCCGCUGGCGACGCAGACUUUUUGUGAUAUCAGCACCCAGUGAUGAAGACUGGGCGUAUCAGCAGCAGCUCUAUGCAAUGUCCAGUCAGACAUGCAACCUGGGGCUUCGUCAUAUGUCAAUUCUAAAGCUCCUGGGGACUGAAAUGCUGGACAUGGACGGAAUAUUGGAGCUCUACGCCAUUAAUGGCAGUGGAUCAGUGGACCGUGAGAGCUUGUCUGUGGCACUUGUGAGAGACAUAAGGAACUACUUUCAGAUUAGCCAUGAGUAUUUCUCCAUGUUACUGGUGGGCAAGGAUGGCAAUGUAAAGUCAUGGUAUCCAUCACCAAUGUGGUCCAUGGAUAUCAUCUAUGAUCUGAUUGACUCCAUGCAAUUACGCAGACAGGAGAUGACCAUCCAGCAGAGCCUAGGCAUACAAUGCCCCGAGACUGAGUAUGAAUACCACCACGGUUAUCAUUACGGCCAUCAACAGGGCUAUCAUGAAGGAUAUGGUUACUGAAAGUUUUAGGCAGCUUCUGACCUAUUCAAAAAGUUUCAGUGGACUGAGUUUUAUUGUCAGAGGUUACAUUCUUUUUCCAUUAAUGAUUUACAUCAGUGUUUAAAAACUAUUUGUUUUUUUUCUAUAGGUUUAUGGCUUUCUUUUCCUAAGGAUGUAUAUGUGAUGUGUUUACACAGCCCAAAAUUUUUUGAUUUAAAUGAUUUUAUACUUUUAUGAUGUAGUCGUUGUGGGUCAAGACCUGCUUCAUGUACAUGAAAUCAACAUUUAGAAUUUCCUUACUACAUUGUAGAAAAAAAUAUUUAUAAUGAGUCAAAAAGAAUAAUAUGAUUUAAUGCUUUAGGUUUUGAAUCAGUUUUUUUGUUGUAGUCGCAGAACUGUUUUGUCAGUCAUUUCUAAUCACUUGUAUUAUUACUGACCCCCUAUUUCUUUUAUCAGGUAAUGAAGUUAAAUAGCUAAAAUCAUUUUAUUUAUUUAGAUUUUAGUUUUAUUUACUUUAUUUUAUUUUUAUUUAUUUUAUUUUAUUUGUAUUUAUUUUAACAUGUGCUUCUCUAACUGUAUUAGGUGGCCUUUCAAACAAUUCUUCGUAUGAUAUAUAUAAUUUUAUAAAAAGAUGACCAUUUUAGCUAGCAACACACAUUCAAUUGGCUGUGUCACUGCCCUUAAUAGGGCUCUAUGACAAGAUGCACACAUGCGGUACACAGCUUUUUUCUGUGUAUGUAAAAAUACUAUAAUACAGGGUGUCCCAAAAUGAACUGACAUUUUAAAUUUGCAGCCAUUUUUUCACGGCAAAACCAGAGUUGGAGAUUUUUAAAUUGCUGUCAUUAGUAAACGUGGAGGUUAAAUCAUAAAAAGGUACACAAUCGAAAAACGCGUAGAAAUUGUAAAAAUUCACUUUAAAAAUAGUGAUGUGAACUGGCCGCCAACAUCAUGUGACUUGACGCCGUUAGACUUCUUUCUUUGGGGUUAUCUUAAGGAUAAAGUAUACACCAUCAAACCACAAUCCAUUGAGGACCUCAAAGAAGAAAUUUGACACAACAUUACUGAAAUUUCUCAGCAAUUAUGUCAAUGUGUCAUGGAAAAUUUCAUCAAAAGAGUAAACAUGUGCUGCCACUGUCGAGGCGGUCAUUUGUCAGAUGUUUAGUUUCAUACAUAACCUCCAUGUCUUCACUUUCAAAUAAAGCAAAAACAUUAAUGUUCAAAUAAAAAGUGUUCUAUGAAAAAAUUUAAAUGUCCGUUCAUUUUGGGACACCCUGUACAAACCCUAUUUCCUGGUUUUUUUUGUUUUUUUUUGUAGAAUGCAAUAAAAAAUCUUGUGAUUCUUGGA
Trichomycterus rosablanca is the source of this 3914-nucleotide messenger RNA. RefSeq names its product coiled-coil domain containing 80 (gene ccdc80). The transcript is spliced from 7 exons. NCBI's taxonomy places the organism in Eukaryota, Metazoa, Chordata, Actinopteri, Siluriformes, Trichomycteridae. Bases 62 to 2590 code for a protein of 842 amino acids. The record is from RefSeq and is a predicted model, not a curated record. Gene Ontology annotation, biological process: extracellular matrix organization; positive regulation of cell-substrate adhesion. Gene Ontology annotation, cellular component: basement membrane.